Messenger RNA from Cynara cardunculus var. scolymus (artichoke), 2079 nucleotides. RefSeq names its product transmembrane 9 superfamily member 7. The record is from RefSeq and is a predicted model, not a curated record. Bases 75 to 1991 code for a protein of 638 amino acids. Gene Ontology annotation, biological process: protein localization to membrane. NCBI's taxonomy places the organism in Eukaryota, Viridiplantae, Streptophyta, Magnoliopsida, Asterales, Asteraceae. The transcript has 7 exons. Gene Ontology annotation, cellular component: membrane.
AAGCACCGUCUCUCUCUCUCUCUCUCUGUCUAGUUCACUCCAUCGAGAUCUCUGUUCUCUCUGGUCCCUCGAAGAUGGAUCGGGGCUCCAAUGGAUUCGUGUUCACCAUUGGUAUCUUCAUGCUUCUUAUCUCAUCUUCUGAAUCAUUUUACUUGCCUGGUGUUGCUCCUCGUGAUUUUCAAAGGGGUGAUCCACUUCAAGUUAAAGUCAACAAAUUGUCGUCUACCAAGACUCAACUUCCUUAUGACUACUAUUACUUGAACUAUUGUAAGCCCAAGGAAAUUCAAAAUACUGCAGAAAAUUUGGGCGAGGUGCUACGAGGUGAUCGCAUAGAGAAUUCAGUUUACACGUUUCAAAUGAGAGAGGAGCUACCAUGCAAAGUUGGUUGUCGAAUAAAGCUUGAUGCUGAAUCUGCAAAAAAAUUCAGGGAAAAAAUUGACGAUGAGUACCGGGUUAAUAUGAUUUUAGAUAACCUACCAGUUGCUGUUCUUAGACAAAGACGGGAUGGCAGUCCGUCAACCACUUAUGAACAUGGUUUCCGUGUUGGUUUCAAAGGAAAUUAUGCUGGGAGCAAAGAUGAAAAAUAUUUCAUCAAUAAUCACCUGAGCUUUAGAGUCAUGUAUCACAAGGAUCUUGAGACCGAUUCUGCUCGAAUUGUUGGGUUUGAAGUUACUCCAAACAGUAUCAAUCAUGAGUACAAGGAGUGGGACGAUAAGAAUCCUCAAUUAACCACCUGUAACCAGAAUACCAAAAACAUAAUUCAAGGAAGCACUGUACCACAGGAAGUUGAUACAGGCAAGGAGGUUGUAUUCACAUAUGAUGUUACAUUCAAGGAGAGUGACAUCAAAUGGGCAUCGCGUUGGGACACCUACCUUCUUAUGAACGAUGAUCAGAUCCAUUGGUUUUCGAUCAUAAACUCCUUGAUGAUUGUCCUCUUUCUUUCCGGGAUGGUAGCUAUGAUCAUGAUGAGAACGCUCUAUAGAGACAUCACAAAUUAUAAUCAAUUGGACACACAAGAUGAAGCUCAAGAAGAAACCGGAUGGAAACUCGUUCAUGGAGAUGUUUUUCGAGCUCCCGUGAAUUCCGGGUUACUGUGUGUUUACGUUGGAACAGGCGUCCAGAUCUUCGGGAUGACACUCGCCACCAUGAUAUUUGCAUUAUUGGGCUUCUUAUCACCCUCCAACCGUGGCGGACUUAUGACGGCCCUCGUUCUUUUAUGGGUGUUUAUGGGCUUAUUUGCAGGCUAUUCCUCAGCCCGUCUCUACAAAAUGCUAAAGGGUACUGAAUGGAAGAAAAACACGUUGAAAACAUCUUUCAUGUUUCCCGGUAUCUUAUUUGCAAUUUUCUUCGUCCUCAAUGCCUUAAUUUGGGGAGAAAAGUCUUCCGGGGCUGUACCGUUUGGAACCAUGUUCGCUCUCGUUUGCUUAUGGUUUGGCAUUUCCGUACCUUUGGUUUUCGUGGGAAGUUACUUGGGUUUCAAAAAACCCGCUAUGGAAGAUCCGGUGAAAACGAACAAGAUCCCGAGACAAGUCCCAGAACAAGCUUGGUACAUGAAACCUGUCUUCUCGAUUCUUAUCGGUGGAAUUCUUCCAUUCGGGGCCGUUUUCAUCGAGCUUUUCUUCAUCUUGACGUCCAUUUGGCUUAACCAAUUCUACUACAUUUUCGGGUUUCUCUUCAUCGUGUUCGUCAUCUUGAUCAUAACAUGCGCAGAAAUAACCGUGGUGUUGUGUUACUUCCAGUUAUGCAGCGAAGACUACAAUUGGUGGUGGCGGGCUUACUUGACCGCCGGUUCGUCGGCACUAUACCUUUUUCUCUAUUCCGUAUUCUAUUUCUUCACGAAAUUGGAAAUCUCGAAACUGGUUUCGGGAAUCCUCUACUUUGGGUACAUGUUGAUUGCUUCGUAUGCAUUCUUCGUGUUAACGGGUACCAUCGGGUUUUAUGCUUGUCUUUGGUUUGUGCGAAAAAUCUAUGCGUCGGUUAAGAUCGAUUAGCGGGCAGUGUAGUGUUACUCUUAGGAGGGAAAACAAUCUUAAGGUUGUAAACAGACUUAUUGUAGAAUAGUGGUUUUGGUUUGUAUGA